Messenger RNA from Drosophila melanogaster (fruit fly), 1198 nucleotides. RefSeq lists its product as uncharacterized. The record is from RefSeq and is marked reviewed. The coding region runs from base 463 to 1104 and encodes 213 amino acids. NCBI's taxonomy places the organism in Eukaryota, Metazoa, Arthropoda, Insecta, Diptera, Drosophilidae. The transcript is spliced from 3 exons.
AAUCAGUUGUUCGGUGUGCGUGUGUGGAAAAAGUUCGAGUUCGCCGAGAGAAGCGUGAAAAUCCGAUAUCGAAACUACGUUUUUUUUUUAGUCAUUAUACCGAUUGGCUAUGCAAAUUUAAUUGCGGAUCUCCCAAAUCAUCGAAAAGCCAACAGGUCGCCCCUCAACCAAAAUAAACACAACAAUCGAGCCGCAAAUGAAACGGGCAAAAACAGCAAAGGCAACUGGCGAACCGCUUAACCGGUUUCGAAAUAUCCAUCGUAGCACAGUUUCCUCGUCCAUAUAAUAUUCCGAUUGCAGUGGAUCAAAAUAUACACACACACACUCGCAUAUAAAUUCGCAGAUAUACGUUGUUUGUGUGAGUUUCUGUUUGUGGUUCGCGUGAAAAAUAGUUUUGACAAAUAAAUACAAAGCCAGACGCCGACAUAACUGUGAAAAUAAACCAUAAGCCAGACAGCAGCCAUGGGUUAUUCCAUUAAGAACUGCGAAACGGGUGAGUUGGAGUACUUCUACACAGACACCGUCCGCGUUAAUAGACCGGCCUUCGAUGAGGAGACCGGUGAACCGAUCCACGACCAGGUGACCAAGGUUCACUUCCGCAAACACACGAAUUUCCAUGUACCCAAGCACUAUCUCCGCGGAACCAUAUGCGAUGAGGUAGACGACGAGCUGGCCAAUACGGUGAGAUAUGGGGCAGCCACCGCGAUUCCCAACAGGGCACCCAAAAAGGUCACUCCGGGCUACGAACGCGAGGACUAUUGUCAAAUGGAUGGCGUGAGCAACAACAUAAUCCUGGGCUACAACCGCAACCCCUACUUGCUGUUCCUGGUGCCCACGCUCUUCUGCUACAACUUCGUCAUUGGAGCCACGCUGGCCCUCAUCGAGAUCGUCCUGCACAUGAUGUCCCACCACAGGAACGGUCUCACCAUGCAGAAGAGCCUGUACUUCCGUAGUCCACUCAACGUGCUGUCCUCGCAGUUCUGCGCCAUCUGCCGCACGGAAACCGACAGCAAGUACAACCGCAUCUUCGAUAUCCUUAACAAGCAGAUGCGCAACGCACAUCGCUCCGAGGCGCUGAAGGACAUGGCCAAGGCAAUUGGAUAAGCUGGGAGAGAUUCGAUUUGAUAUGGUCCAUAUAUUUAACACAAAUGUUUUUGUCACACGGUCAACAAAAAAUAAAUGCACUCGUUUAUCACUC